This is a messenger RNA of Myripristis murdjan (pinecone soldierfish), 1631 nucleotides long. It is a transcript of the gene pex10, whose product is annotated as peroxisomal biogenesis factor 10. Bases 267 to 1250 code for a protein of 327 amino acids. The record is from RefSeq and is a predicted model, not a curated record. Gene Ontology annotation, biological process: protein import into peroxisome matrix. The transcript is spliced from 6 exons. Lineage: Eukaryota; Metazoa; Chordata; Actinopteri; Holocentriformes; Holocentridae. Gene Ontology annotation, molecular function: zinc ion binding. Gene Ontology annotation, cellular component: peroxisomal membrane.
ACACCGGAAACAGCGCUACUCUAUUUUGUUGUGCUUGACUUACUUAUUUUGACAAUUUUUUCUCGCACCUUUUCACGUUUUUGAGUUCUUUAUUUAGCACAGAAACGAUGUUGUGAAGCUCUGUCGACCUCUGUGAAAUAGUUCUGGUAGUUGGACACCAUUCCGUUUGAAUUAGCAUGCAGGUUCCGCUUGUCUGUAGCUAGCAGGUAACUUGGUUUAGCUAGCUAGCCAGGUCACGUUGAUGUGGACUUGGGGCUUUGCUCAGCAUGCCGCUCGUCCCUGCUAACCAGUCCCAGCUGAUCCGGGCCACUCAGAAGGAUGAACACUAUCAAACCUUCCUGAGAAACAACGCCAACGAGGCUUUCCAGACAUUUGCUGGAUCCAAGAGAUGGCUGGAUUGGAGGAAAGAGAUAGAACUGGUGUCAGACCUUGCAUAUUAUGGUUUGACUACAUUCUCAGGCUACCAAACCCUGGGUGAGGAAUAUGUCAACAUUGUCCAAGUGGACCCCAGUAAACGUCGCAUACCCUCCCGGGCCAGAAGAGGCCUCCUUGUGUUCUGUCACACCUUUGUACCUUACAUCUUGGACAAGGUCCUGGUGUGCCUGGAGAACGAGCUGGAAGGCCAAGGGGAGAACCAGGGUGGAAGCAGUCGGCGGGAAGUAGCAUCCAGUCCGUGGAGUCUAGGAUUUUGGCUGAGGAGCUGCAUCUCGAGGGUAGUGGGGUUGCUGUCAGAGCACCAGAGGAGAGCAUGCCAGCCAGCAGUGUUUGCCCUCCAGCAGGGCCUGACCCUCCUCCGUCGAGUCCACGUAGCUCUGUUCUAUAUGAAUGGGGCUUUCUACCACCUGUCCAAGAGGUCGGCUGGUGUUAGCUAUCUGCAAGUAUUAGGAGUGAAUGGUGAUGACCAGGCCAUCAGAACCAGCUACAGGCUGCUAGGAGUUGUAUCGCUCCUCCAGCUGGCCCUCACUGUGGCUCUGCAGGUUAACAACUUCAGACAGAAACAGAGAGCCAGGCAAGAGUGGAAACUCUACAGAAACCUCACCUCCAGGUCCCAGCAUGUAGACAGUGAAUGUCCCAGGGCCGGUCGAUGUAUCCUUUGCUUGGAGGAGAGGCGGCACUCCACCUGCACCCCUUGUGGCCACCUCUUCUGCUGGGAGUGCAUCACUGAGUGGUGCAACACCAAGACAGAGUGCCCCUUGUGCCGUGAGAAGUUCCAGCCUCACAGACUUGUGUACCUGAGGAACUACAACUAGGCCGACAAAACCAAAUACCACAGAUGUGACAUAAUUCAAAAUGCAAAGUUUUCUUGGAGUGUAGUAGAUUUUAGUACUGUGAAGGCAAGUCACCACUCACAAACCUAAUUUUGCAGCAGUUACACAAAACUUUGUGCCAGUAACUGGGCCAACAUUAUUACAGAAAUAAUACAAGAGGGAAGUAUUGAAAUACUGCUUCCUGAAAUAAACCAUGGGCACAAAAAACACUUUCCUAUUUUAAUUACAUUGAUUAAGGAAAGGGUUUUUUUUUAUUAUUUAAAAUGGAAUAUUGGAUUGUAUCAGUCUGCUUAUGUAAAAUACUGUUAACACCUACUGUAAAUAUAGAAGACUGCAGUAAAAUACAGAAAAUACCCAACAGUC